Cucurbita pepo subsp. pepo (vegetable marrow) is the source of this 876-nucleotide messenger RNA. The record is from RefSeq and is a predicted model, not a curated record. Lineage: Eukaryota; Viridiplantae; Streptophyta; Magnoliopsida; Cucurbitales; Cucurbitaceae.
AUGGGUUGUUGCUGCAGCAGAAUCUUGGAAACAGGUCAGCCUCAUAUCCUGGACAAGGAUCGUGGUUCAGCGAAAACUCCGUCACCGGGAUGCGCCAUCACCGAUGUUGGAAACAUCCCUGGCACUGGAACCCCGGAAGAGGAAACCGUCAAAGAAGUCCUCUCAGAGACUCCCAUUGCCAAGCCAUGUAACAUACAGCAAACAUCCCCAAAGAACAAGUCUUCCGAGCUGAAAGUAAAAUCAAGUGAAAUGGAUGGUUCAGUCAACAAAGUGGAGGAAGGUACACUUUCAGUUUCAGAGGUAUCUCAGGUUACAGAAUGGUGCAGCAAUAUGAGCGAAAGCGUGUCAAUGGCAACCACCAUUUCGGAGCAAAGAGAAGGGGAUGAAGCAUCAAGUAAACAGAGCAGAGAAAUGGGUCGGAAUCCAAAACCGAAAAUUCGAAGAAAGCGUCCAUAUUCCGGCGACCCAUCAUACCGAAGAGAACAGAGAGACAAAUGUGCAACAAAGAGACCUGCUGAACUGUUAUCAGAGAAGAAGUCGCGUGUUACUUGCAGAUACACACAUGGAACGACAGAAUCAAGAGAGGCGAGGACCAGGAAACUGAAUGGAGGGCAAGAACAAAAAUCUGGAGUCAACCAUGGCCGCCGUUCGAGGUCACCAGCUACUCGAACAGUUAGAGAAACGAAUAAGACAGGGAAUAUGAAAAGCAGUGCCUUGAAAGUGACUGGACAAGCCGGUGAGCAGCCAGAGGCAGUGACCACCGAGAAAAGAGACGAAGGAAAGGUGGAUAAGGCAAUGGAUGGUUCAGCAACUCAGACCCCAAAUGAAUCCAUUGAAAACCCUCUUGUCUCACUUGAAUGUUUCAUCUUUCUGUAG